Coccidioides immitis RS is the source of this 282-nucleotide messenger RNA. RefSeq lists its product as uncharacterized. The record is from RefSeq and is a predicted model, not a curated record. Bases 1 to 282 code for a protein of 93 amino acids. The transcript is spliced from 3 exons. Lineage: Eukaryota; Fungi; Ascomycota; Eurotiomycetes; Onygenales; Onygenaceae.
AUGGCCUUUUUGCCAUCCGUCAUACCCGUUCUCGGCGUUUUUCUGGUGGACAUACGAAAAGUUCUUGGCCUUCCCUUGACCCGUGUUGAUCAGUCACUCGACGUGAGCAGACGGUCAAAACCUCCCCCAAAAGAACUCUUUUCCGACAUUGUUUCUUCAAGCCGUUUUCUCCAGCAGAUGAAGAACAACAACCCGGCGCCAGCUCCAGGCUUCGGAAGUUACCAGAGUUCGCUCACCCAGAACAACACCCCUGCAACUGGAACUUCUGGAUUGUGGAAUUGA